GCGCCCGAGGCGGAGGUGGCCCGUUAGGAACUCCCGGAAAAGUGCGCGGGUGCUCACGCGGCGCGCCGAGGGGUGUGUCCCGGGGGCCCCUGCGGCUCGCGGCGGGGCGGAAAAUGUCCGGCCGUCCCAGCCCCUUGCCCCGCACCCGGAGCCCAGUGGGGUCGGUGUCCCCGGCCCGCGCUGCGCCGGGAAGGCGAUGGCGCCGGCAGCGUCGAAGCUGAGGGCCGAGGCCGACGUCGGGGCAUUCCCGCGGCGGGCGCUCGCCCAGUACCUGCGCCUCCUGCGGCUCUACCCGGUGCUCACCAAGGCGACCACUAGUGGCAUUUUGUCAGCACUUGGGAACUUCCUGGCCCAGUUGAUUGAGAAGAAUCAGGAAAAAGAAGACUGCUCUCAAAAGCUAGAUGUCAGAGGGCCUCUCAGAUAUGCCAUUUACAGGUUCUUUUUCACAGGGCCGCUGGGUCACUCCUUCCACCUCUUCGGGGACUGGAUCCCUCCCGAGGCCCCCUCGGCAGGCGUCACGAGGCUGCUGCUGGGCCGCCUCCUCUUCGCACCCGCCUUCCUGUCAUCGUUCUUCCUCAUCGUGAACUCCCUGGAGGGGAAGGACGCGGCCGCCUUCACUGCGAAGAUGAAGAGAGGAUUCUGGCCGGCGCUGCAGAUGAACUGGCGAGUCUGGACUCCAGUGCAGUUUAUUAACGUCAACUAAGUCCCUUUGCAAGUAAGGCCAGCCCGGCACCGCAGGGCCAGAGAGGGGCUUCGAGCUCCCCCAAAGCCCACCCCCGCCAGCCUUCUUUUCGAGCCUCAGGGUCACCCCACGUUCCGGAUUCCUCCUGGGGCUUUCCUCUUCACCCGGAAUCGUUACCGGUCUGGAUUCUGGCAGGCAAAGUGACAUAGAAGGAGGGGCCUCCCAAGCGGCGUCCACGCUGCGCCCUUUCCUCCCGGGCAGCGCUCGGCUUUCUAGGGCUGGAUUGCAGCCCGCGCCCACGAAGCUGCGGGAGGGCAGCCUCCCCUGCAGGGACGUCAGGGCCACAGCGGGGCGGGGCAAGGGGCUCUGAGCCGAGGGUCGGAGCGUCUGGGUGGGGAACCUCUGUAAGCGGGACCGCAGGCCGCAGGCAGGCUGCGGUGAGGCCGCCCUCCGGUUUGCUGAAGGCCCUGCCGGUGUCCACUGCCUCCACACGCAGUACAGCCCAUCUGUGUCUGGGUCCCAAGACCACUGCCGGGUGGACGGGCUCACAGCCUAAGUUUAUGAGGGCCACGCAGCCAGGAUGCACAGCUGGAUCCUGGGAAUCCAUUGCUGGCAUCCUGUGCUCCCUCCCUCCCUCCCCUGAGGACCACACAGAGCAAUCCCUCACCCACCCGCAAAACGCAGGCACGUGGCGUUUCUGCCCAGGGUUUAAUGGGGGCUGGACACAUGGGCACCGCCCCCUGCACCAGAGUUCCCUACACCCCGGGAGGAAAGGCAGGAACCCCACAUGAAAUCCAAGUUCCCAGACACCAGCCGAGCACCAGCCUCUCAAACAGGCCUUUCCAGGGAUUCCCAGGCCUCAGGCCUGCUGUGUUAACCCUUUUCUGCACACCAUUUAAGUAACCUACCUGAAACUAGCUCAUACAGGCUGAUUUCCAUCCUGCUUUAGGGAGAGGAGAGAAAGAGACCUGGAGCAGGAGCCCCCUUGGGAAAGAGGUACCUUGCAAGGGUGGGAAGAGGGAGGGGACGGGCUUGGUAAUCACACACACACCCCCCAAGGGGUAGCAGAAAACCAGAGGCAGCGAUGGACAGCAAUAGCUGAUGCUGCAGGAAGUUAAAUCAAAAUAAAAAUCGGAAUGUUUCCAUUGGCUUUAAAAAUGGCCUUCCCAAGAGCAGCUUCAGUGGCUCGAUGGGGCUGAAGCCAGAUGGCUGAGAACUGAUGAGUGGGUGGGGAGGUAGAAGGUAAACUACAAGUCUCAAAAAGUCUCUCGGACUGUUGGGAAGCGGAGGGGAAAAUGGCAGUUAGCCGUGGGCCAGGGGAGGAGAAGGUUUUGCAGCUAGGAGAAGAAUGGCCACGCUGCAUGCAGGUGGCACCCCAGGCUGCCCCAGUGCCGGGGGUGGGCGUGGGACUGCAGCGUAAGCAGAGAGGCACUUCAGGUGGAAGGCUCGCCUCCCCUGUGAGCACAGCAGAGAGAGGAGGUCACUGUUCACUGGGGACCCCGGCCACACCUUGUCUUCCCUCUGGGAGGGGGAGGGGUGGGGAGGCUUGAGGGGAUGGAUAUUUUGAGGGGAGUAAAGAAGUGGUCACCUUGGUGCUGCGGAGGAUAGGAGAGGAAGCUGAUUGGAGACGGGGGAGCCAGGAGAGGCUGAAGACUUACGUGCAGGGGCCUGGGGCCUGAGGCAGGUGAGAAGGCAGGAGGAUCUAGGUUUUUCCAGGGAUUGCCUCUGAGGAACAAGAAGGGAAGGAAACCAGGGCUAUGCACUGUGGUUCUAAGGCAUAUAGAAGAUGAAGUAAAGACAUGAGAAGACAGACCGGCUGAGGACGUGGAAGGGUCUAUGGCAGGGAAAGUAGAGAGGCUGGAAAAUGGAGUCCUUCUGACUAGUGUAGGGACAGUGCUGCAAGCCUGGGGUUAGAGACCUUCCUAAAAGGUGGUUGCCGGCGCGUGCUUAAGGGGCAGGGAGUUUAUUCAACACAUAUGUAUUGAGCACCUGCUGUAUGCCCUGCUGCUCUAGACUCUGGGGCUACAGUGACUAAUGAGAUAGACCAGACUGCUACUUUCAUGGAGCUUAUGUGCCUGGGAGACCCAGUAAUUGACUACAGGUGAUUUCAGGUGCGAGUAUGCCUGCCAGAUCAUAGAAGCAGGGUAGUGGCAUAGGAUGGGUUAGGGUGAAGAGCAGGUCGUGGGGUUGUCAGGGAGGAGCCGGGUGAGGCCACCUGCAUGACUGGUCCUGGGGUGAGAGGCUGAGCCAGGAGCCGAAGUGCUCAGUGAAGGAGUAUUUUCCCUGCUGUCCCGUAAACACCAUCAGGCAGGGACUGUCCUCACCCCUCUCUGCUGGGCCCCAUCACAGUGCCCUGUACGCAGUAAAGGCUCAGCAGGUACGGCGGUGGGUGCGUGACUGGCCCGCGACUGAGCUCUGUCCUGGGGGGUGGGUGCCUGAUGAGUGUGCCCAGGGCCCUGCUCUUGCUGCAGCCCGUGUUCUCUCCGGCAGUUCCGGGUGCUCUGUGCCGACUUGGCAGCUCUGUUCUGGCACACCUACCUGGCCUCUCUGCGGAAGUGAAGAUGACCGGGAGAGGUCCUCAGACACACUGAUG
Molecule: messenger RNA, 3275 nt
Organism: Globicephala melas (long-finned pilot whale)
Lineage: Eukaryota; Metazoa; Chordata; Mammalia; Artiodactyla; Delphinidae
Source: RefSeq, a predicted model, not a curated record